AUGUCGAACGCAAAAGUCGCGAGCGACUUCGAUGCCAUCAUCCAGGCUGACCGCCAGCGCAAGAAGAAUGAAGCCCUUGCCAACGAAAUCUUUGGUCGUAACAAGGCCAACAAGGCCAACUCAAAAGCCGCUGGCAAGAACUCAACCAAGACGCCUGACCUUGCGAGUCGCAUAACGAAGCGCUCAUCUUCUGUGGCCAGCACAAACUCGUCCAGAAACAACCCCUUCUCUCCGCCUUCGCGACCUUCCUCAGCGACUCCUCACCAGAACGCCCGCUCGGCUCGCGUUCCCUCGAACCGCCUCGUCUCUGCCCUGGAUUCUCCGCAAGCGAACAUCAUCUCCUCAUCGCAGAGGAAGUCGAGGGGUAACGGCCUGAGCAUCAAAGGGAAAGCCGGCCCGUUCGUCGUCGAAGCCAGUAACUUUGCGCCAGGCACGACUGCCGCAGACAUUGAGUCAGCCUUGCAGAGUGAAACCGUCGAUGAGAACGGGGUCAGCGGGAUGCUCUCAUGUCGUCUGGUCAAGACGAGUCCUGCAGUCAUGGCGGAGCUGGUGUUUGCGGAAAAGGCAAUGGCAGAGCAGGUCAUUUCGACAUACCACAACCAGAAAGCUGACGGGCGGAUUCUGAAGCUUGAACUGAAGCGUUCGGGGGCUGGGUCGAAUACUCUGAUCUCACAACCACAUCAGAACAGCCAGGCGCCUGACGCGCUCAUUUCGGAACCACAACAAUCUCUGCCCAGUGGAGACGACAUUAUGGAAGACGUCGAAAUCGAGGCCGAAGCACAACCAGCCCGUGACGACCGGCGAAGUCGAGAACGUUCGAGAAAUGCAGACCCAGACCUCACGGACGGCAGAUAUGGCUUCGAAGAUGCUCCCAUCUCAGACGCGAACCACGAUCGAAUAAGAGACGACGACCGACGCGACCGAGACAGGGACCGAGAUCGAGACCGCGACUACGAGCGCGAUAGAGAACGAGAGAGGGAGCGAGACAGAGAUCGAGAACGAGAACGAGAACGAGAGCGUGGUAGGGAUGGAGACAGGGACAGAGACAGAGACGGACGAGACCGCUACGACCGCCGCGACGACAGACCCUCAGGCUCAGGCUCAGGCUCAGGCUCAGGCUCAUAUCCAUACCACCGCGACAGCAGACCCGAUGGCUACAACUCGAGAUCAUCACACUAUGGGAACGGUGUCGGCGGACCGCCUGUCGGGAGAGGAAUGUUUGGUGGUGGUGCGCCGGGAGGAUUUCUUCGCGGCGGAGGCAGGAUGUACAGCGACGACAUGAUGAGAGGCGGGCCGAGAGGACGUGGAGGGUUCCAGCCUAGAGGGUACGGAAGGGGCAGAUAUUAG
Molecule: messenger RNA, 1347 nt
Organism: Cladophialophora yegresii CBS 114405
Lineage: Eukaryota; Fungi; Ascomycota; Eurotiomycetes; Chaetothyriales; Herpotrichiellaceae
Exons: 3
Coding region: 1-1347 (448 amino acids)
Source: RefSeq, a predicted model, not a curated record